UGCGGGCGGGAACGCCCCCUCCGGUCCCGCGGGGCCUGGCACGCCGGGCUCCGCGGUCGACAUGGCCCACUGUGCGGCGGGCGGCGCGGCCCCCGCGGCGCUCCUGAGGUCCCCGGGACCCGACAGGAAGCGGCCGCCCGGGAAGGGGCCCGGGGAGCGGCGCCGGCUGAAGGCGGUGGUGUCGGAGCAGCUCAGCCGCGACGUGCUCAGGCUCUUAAGGGAAGAAAUCCACACAGACACUGUUCUUUCUGUUGGUGGUUCUUUGUUCAAAGUGCACAGGGCAGUCUUGCUAGCCAGAGCUCCUGGCUUUCAUUUCCACGUCAUUGGACAGACGUCGAGGGGCCUAACAAAUGAACUUGUUCCUGUGGACAAUGUUGAAGCUUCAGAAUUUAGAGCCUUUUUACAGAUUAUAUAUUCGUCAAACAAAAGCAUAAAAAACUAUGAAGAGGAAAUUCUUAAAAAAAUGAAAGUGGAAAAUGUAAUGCCAGAAACAAAGCCCGACAUUAGCUUUCAGGACUGUGGAGAUUCGUCCACUUGUUUUCUUGGGAAGUGUGAAAUUCCAGAGGAUAUUACUGGUGGAGGCGGCAGUUUUAUUUCCAGUGAUAAUUAUGACCUGGAACCUGCAUCUGAAUUAGGAGAAGAUUUGUUGAAGCUUUAUGUGAAACAGUGUUGUCCCGACAUCAAUAUUUGUGUUGAUGGGAAGAGUUUCAGAGCUCACAGGGCCAUUUUAAGUGCCAGGUCUGGUUAUUUUGCUGCCAUGCUGAGUGGCUGCUGGGCUGAAAGCUCCCAAGAGUGUGUCACUCUUCAAGGUAUCACCCAUGUAGAAAUGAAUGUUGUGAUGCAUUUUAUAUAUGGAGGGACUUUGGAUUUACCAGACAAAGCUAAUGUUGGUCAGAUACUGAACGUGGCUGACAUGUACGGCCUGGAAGGGUUGAGAGAAGUAGCAGUCUACAUCUUAAGAAGAGACUACUGUAACUUCUUUCAGAAGCCUGUUCCCAGAACAUUGGCAUCGAUUCUAGAGUGCCUAAUUAUUGCUCAUUCAGUUGGAGUGGAAAGUCUUUUUGCUGACUGCAUGAACUGGAUUAUAAGCCAUUUUGCAAGGUUUUGGUCAGAAAGAAGCUUUGCAAAUGUGCCUCCUGAAAUUCAGAAAACAUGUCUCAGUAUGCUGAUUCAGUCCUUAAAUCACAGGAAUGCUGCUUUUCUUCUGAUGGAAAGUGACAAGCUAAUCAUGGGUUUACCCAGAGUGAAGUGGACAGAAGCAGCAUUGUCGAUGGCGUCCCAGCUGCAAGAAGAGUGUGUGGCAUUUAUUGUAGAAAACUUCUCAAAGAUCAUUGAGAGUGAAAAUUUCACUUUGCUCUUACAGUCACAAGCAAUGAGCAGCACAGCUCAUCUGUUGGACAAAAUUUUUAAAGCAAUUGAAGACAAUAUUACCACUGAAAAUAGUUGCUCCCUCCUUAUGGCUCUGGACACGUUACUGAAUUCUGAAAGUACAAAGGAAAUGGGCUUUACGUGCAAGACCCAAGCUGUGCGUGAUAAGCUGUGGACCUUCCUGGUUCAGUCUUUCUAUGCUGUUCGUCACACAGAAGGCUGGAAACUGAUGCACAUAGAUGACCAGCAGAAAAUCCAAGCAGCUGCAUUUGACAAAGGUGAUGACCGAAGACUUGGCAGAAAGCCUGUGCUCACCAGUUCUCAGCAAAGGAGACAAGGUUCUGAAGUUGAUGUUAUAAAAAAAAGACCCUGGACAGAAAAUAACAAAACACCGUGUCGAACAUAUCUCUCUACUAAUCAGAAGAUGAAAUCUGAUGGGUUAGGAGCAGCUGGACAUACAUCCAGCACUAACAGAAAUAGUGUAAAUAAAGCAUUCAAGCAUGAUGAUAAUACAAAAAUAUCCAAAGUUACAAAAGAAUUGAAAACUGAGGGGAAAAAUGUUUCUGGCAAGUCUAAAACUAUAAUAAAGCCCCAGAUAGAAAACAGUGAUAACACCAAGUUGGAAGAUCUGUCAUCCAAAGUUGUAGAAAGACCAGCAAGAGUGGCAGCAGAUGGACAGAAGGACUCGGUGCAUGGGAAAGGAGUAAGGCGCCAAGAAGCGCAGACCACGGGGGCCAGGCCCAAGGUCCUCACUGCAAACCUGAAUGUGCAACCCAGAGCCAAGCCUUUGAAAACAGUGGCAAGUAAAGAUUCUUCAUGCCGCACCACUGUGGGACCUUCCAGUAGAUCUGCAGAUUCAAGUAUGGAGCUUCUGACUUCCACUGGAUGUGUGGAUGAGCCCAAAGAAAACGGAUCGGUGGGAGACAGGUCAUCUGACGAGAAGCCGCAUUUGAGUGACUCUCCAGGACAGGCAUUGAGUAAUGGAGUUGUGUCAACUGUAGCUGUAAAAUCUCGACCAGUUUCAAGAAUUACCAAUGGAGCACCCAAUAAAAAAAGCAUUCAUGAACAGGACUCUAACAUAGGUGGAAGUGUAAUAAAAAGGGUGAGUGGCAAAGGCCUUAAUGACCCAGCACCACGGGCAACUGUGAAGAAGAGAGGGAGCAGCAAUGGACACACAGUAGCUCAGCCACGGACAAAGAGUGCCCCUCCCACCCUGACUCAGAUUCAAGGAUCCCAUGGCGAGUCCCCACACUCUGUGAGAUCUUCAGUGUCUUCCCGGCAGUCUGAUGAAAGUGUGACAAAGUUGAGGCACAGUCCAGCUGCAGAUAAACAAAUACCUAAGAGGAAAAUUGUCAGGCAAGGACAUGGAACUUUGCAGAAGGUCAAUGCAAAAGUGGUGCCCAUGCCUAAAAACCCAGGUCAGUCCAAGAAAGGUGGAACUCUGAGUAACAAAGAUUCAAGACAGAAAGUGCUUCCUGGAGAAGGGAUGCUGCAAACUCAGGCUUCUCAGAGACCUUCCAAAACCAAAGCAGCCACCACACAGAAAUGCAUACUUCCCAAUGCCAGUGACAAGAACCAUGUUCUUAAACAGAGGUCUCACAGGUCCCUGGUUAACCUGGCUUCUGAGAUCAGUGGUGCAGAAGCACUCCAGUCCCUGUGCAGACCACACCCACAGAAGCCAUUAAACAGUCAAGAAAGGAGGAGACCCCAGCUAGAAUGCCGAAGUAGUUCAAAGCUGGAGGAGUCAAUAAAACAUGAGCUGAAGCCAAAACAAACCAGUGUAGAUCAAAGUCACACAUCCAGUUGCAGAGACUCGAAUCAUUGCAAUGCAAAUUUGAAUUGUCACAGCAUCACCGCUCUAAGAUCUGUGACUUCAAGUCCAAAUGAAAACUCCAUAAACUCUAACCCAGUCUGUGAUUCAGACUCAGCAGAGCAAAUCUAUAUACUAUCAGAUAGAGAGAAACAAAUAGGAAGAAAAAACACAGACCCUAAACCAAGUAUGAACUGUGUGAAAAUGAAAGAAGGUUUACUGUGUGUUCCUGAAGGGACAAGUGGUACCCUAAACUCUGUUCAAGACGAAAGAAAAUCAUCAGUUCAAAGCCAGUUACACGAUGACUCUGCUACCAAGGACAAUAAAUGUGCUACAGUCAGCUCAGCUGUUUCUUCCAGAUGUCUUUUGGGAUACCCAUCAGAACAAAAUUAUAAAAAUAUGGAAACAUCAGAAACCCCAGAGAGCCAUGAAACUCCAGAAGCUCCAUUCCUGGGUCCCUGGGAUGUGCGCACCAGUGCCACACAUCAGAGAGAGAGCCCAGAAUCGGACACUGGCAGUGCUACCACGUCCUCGGAUGACAUAAAACCCCGCUCUGAAGACUAUGAUGCUGGAGGGUCUCAGGAUGACGAGGGCUCCAAUGACAGAGGCAUCUCCAAGUGUGGCACUGUGCUGUGCCAUGACUUUCUCGGAAGAAGCAGCAGUGAUACCAGCACCCCAGAAGAACUGAAAGUGUAUGACACUAACCUAAGAAUUGAAGUCAAAAUGAAAAAGCAAAGUGGGAACGACCUUUUCCAAAUUAACUCGACGAGUGAUGAUGAGAUUCCCAGGAAAAAGCCAGAAAUUUGGUCUCGAUCCACGAUAAUCCAUCCCAGGGAAAAAGAAAGUAUUCCACGAGGCAUUAUCCCAUUUGCUCAGGAAAUGGACCAGGUUUCUUCUUCCGCAGAUGAAACAGAAGAUGAAAGAUCGGAAGCAGAAAAUGCUGGGGAAAAUUCCUCCCCGUCCAACUCAGGUACUCAGCACGUUCAGGGAAUAAUUAACUUAGCUUUUGAAGAUGGGACUGAACAUGAAAGUCGUGAGUUUUCUGCAACUAAAAGGUUUAGAAGGUCGGUGUUGCUCUCAGUAGACGAAUGUGAAGAAGUGGGGUCUGAUGAAGGAGAAGUUCACACCCCCUUCCAACCCUCUAGAGAUUCUCUUUCACCUUCUGAUGUUUUUGAUGGUGUUUCUUAUGAGCACCAUGGAAGGACAGGCUACUCCAGAUUUUCAAAAGAAAGUGAAGAUACUACUGUACAUUGUAAACACAACAAUAAAGGCAGUAGUGUAUAUAAAAAUGAAAGCAUUCUCCUGGGUCCUAGUAGCAAAGACUCUUCAAGAAAAGAUAAACAGAGUGUCUCAACAGACCAAAAGAACAGGUUAGAUGUUCCAUCCACAGGAAGCCAACAGCUUUCUCCAGAAGAUGAAGAAGUAAAUAAUAGAAGUGAGGUGGCUAAUGACUUCCAGCAGCACAGCAUGCUCGUGGAUGGUGACACGAAAUCUCAAGAAAGACCGUGUCAUCUGGAGCUUCAUCAGAGAGAACUCAGCUCCAGCAUACCAAAGAUCAGCUCAACAAAAUCUCUAGACUCCUAUCCGAGCCAAGUUCUGCCUCAGGAAGGUCAAGUGAAAGAGAGCCAUUCCACAGCUCCCAAGAAAGCUAAUAAUGCUGUGUUUUCAGGAGACAUAGAGGAUUGUGGCACACUGGCACAAACCUGCAUGUAUGACCACCGGCCUUCACAAACCCUCUCUCCAGUCUAUGAGGUGGAUAUAACAGAAGCAUUUGAGCAGAAAGUGGGAUCAGAAAUCCAUGUCAUAGACAGGGACUCUGAAGACGAUCAGCACUUUGCAAAACAGGACUGGACACUCCUGAGACAGCUGCUCUCUGAACAAGACGCAAACUUAAAUGUCACAAGUUCUCUUCCUGAAGACCUAAGUUUAGCACAGUAUUUAAUCAACCAGACACUCUUUCUAGCUCGAGAUAGCUCAGACCCUCAGGGUUCAGCACGUGCUGACACUUGGAACAGAUGGAGUGAAGUGUCAUCCCCACUGGAUGGUUCCUCAGCAAGUGCCACCAUGGCCAGUGUCCCCUCUGAAGAGUGUUCACCUCUCGGGGAGUGGACAAUCCUGGAACUGGAAACUCAGCAUUAACAGUUCCAACAUUCGGGAAAAUUUAAACUAUGCCACCCCUGUAUUUUUUGAUGCCUACAUUAUAUUUAUAAUUUCAUUAGCCAGAUAUAGACUGCCCUUAAAACUGAUGAAGUCUUUUCAAUUUAUUGAGGUAAAUAUAGCUUAUUUAUUAAUAUGUCUAAUGUUAAAAAUGUUUUUCUAAAUUUUUGAGCAUGUUUUCCAUAACUAUUAGAGGGAUUAGAAGACUUAUAGAAAAUCUUUGCUCCAGUUUUCUUUCCUAGCUGAUAAUUUGUUCAUUUAUUCAAGAAUUCCCAUGUCAGUGCACAAGGAGAUCAACCCCUUACUUCUUACAACCCCUUGAUUCUGCAUAUGGUACCAUAAUAAUUUAACAAUAAACUUACUGUGUGAGUGUGCA
This is a messenger RNA of Peromyscus californicus insignis, 5711 nucleotides long. RefSeq names its product BTB domain containing 8 (gene Btbd8). The coding region runs from base 62 to 5317 and encodes 1751 amino acids. Gene Ontology annotation, cellular component: synaptic vesicle; neuron projection terminus. Gene Ontology annotation, molecular function: protein binding. The record is from RefSeq and is a predicted model, not a curated record. NCBI's taxonomy places the organism in Eukaryota, Metazoa, Chordata, Mammalia, Rodentia, Cricetidae. The transcript has 18 exons.